Messenger RNA from Lactuca virosa, 666 nucleotides. The record is from the annotation of a GenBank genome assembly. Lineage: Eukaryota; Viridiplantae; Streptophyta; Magnoliopsida; Asterales; Asteraceae.
AUGCGAUCCUCACUGCAUAAACUCCCUAUUUACGCUUUUCCAUGGCAGUUCAUCGUUGCCCCACGUUCUCAACCAUCGCCGAAUCGCCGAUUGUCCCCUCCAACAAGCAUUCAAUCGGUUAAUCAACCUCCUUCAAAGAGUGAUUCGGUUAUGGCUUCAACCUCCUCCCAUUACGUCUUUAACCCCCACUUCUCCAUAAUCCCUAAACAUCAGAACACUGAAGUCGUUCAUGAAAUUGCCGACAUUCAAACAAUAUCAACCAAAUCCAUUGAUUCUGAAAGUGACUCUACUGAGAUUUCACCGAAGAACACUGAAGGCGUUCAUGAAAUUGCCGACCUUCAAACAAUAUCAGCCAAAUCGAUUGAUUCUGAAAGUGACUCUACUGAGAUAAUUGAGUAUUCUCCUUACUUCAAUCCUUAUAAAUCCAUUUUGGAAAGGGUUAUUUCGGAAGAGGUUUCUGAAAUUGCUAAAGAAGAUCAACAAUUCGAAAGGAAAAGAAAAAGGGUUUUAGCUCUAACACAGUGGAAGUGGGAUGAAGUUGUGGACCUCUGUUCAGAUGAUGAUGAGGAAGAGGAUGUCAUACAACCAAAAAAGAAAGUCAGGGUUUGCAUUCACAAUCGGAAUCGACCCAUGAAACUCCUUGAUGAGUCGGAUGUGGAGGUUUGA